This is a messenger RNA of Papilio xuthus (Asian swallowtail), 724 nucleotides long. Lineage: Eukaryota; Metazoa; Arthropoda; Insecta; Lepidoptera; Papilionidae. The record is from RefSeq and is a predicted model, not a curated record.
AAUAGCAGAUGAUUGACAGAUGGCUUGAAUGAAAAUUCUGUAUUGUGUAAUCGAAAAGCAAAAAGCAAAACCCAAUUCGGGAAUAAAUAGUCGCCAAUUUUAAAAUGUUUAAGGUUUUGAGUCAUACGACACGAUUGUCCCGACAAGCUGUAUCGGGACCUUCGUAUUUGCUAUCUAAUACAAGAUUUGCUUCAAUCAAUGAUCCCAUAUCUCGAAAAGAAGCUCCAAAAAUCGAUAACGAAACAGUUAUAGCUUUGCCAGAGGAAGCAAAAGAAAAAAGUGCUCUUGAGUCUACAAUAACUGUCCCUAAGAAGGUUGAUAUUACUCCAAUUUCUGGUGUCCCAGAGGAACAUAUCAAAACUCGCAGAGUCCGCAUUUACCAGCCACCCAAAAAUGCUAUGCAGAGUGGUACAAACAAUAUCCAUCACUGGGAAAUGGAAUUUGAUAAUCGCCAACGUUGGGAGAACCCAUUGAUGGGUUGGACUUCCACAGGAGACCCACUAUCGAACAUGAAGGUUCAAUUCUCAUCCCCUGAAGAUGCGAUAGAGCACUGCGAGAAGAACGGUUGGAUCUGGUAUCUGGAUACUCCGAAGUUAGAAAAAGAGUUCAAGCCCAAGAGCUAUGGAAUUAACUUCUCAUGGAAUCGCCGUACUAGAGUAUCAACAAAGUAAUGUUUUACAUUCUUUAGAAAUAUGUAGAAAUACAGAAUAAUAUGUAAAUUUGA